Eriocheir sinensis (Chinese mitten crab) is the source of this 670-nucleotide messenger RNA. It is a transcript of the gene RpL21, whose product is annotated as 60S ribosomal protein L21-like. Gene Ontology annotation, cellular component: ribosome; cytosolic large ribosomal subunit. Lineage: Eukaryota; Metazoa; Arthropoda; Malacostraca; Decapoda; Varunidae. Gene Ontology annotation, molecular function: structural constituent of ribosome. Gene Ontology annotation, biological process: translation. The transcript is spliced from 4 exons. The record is from RefSeq and is a predicted model, not a curated record. The coding region runs from base 119 to 601 and encodes 160 amino acids.
AAAGAAGAAAUGAAAUAAAGGUAAAAAUCUACCUACAAAUAAGUGUGGAUCGCGUGUUGACGGCGUGGCGGCGGACGCUGUUCUCCCUUCCUCCCUGAGCCUCGUCUGAACCGGCAAGAUGACUAACUCCAAGGGUUUGCGGCGCGGUACGCGCAACAUGUUUGCGCGCGCCUUCAAGAAAAAUGGCACAGAGCACCUGUCCACCUUCCUGCGUGUGUACAAGGUCGGCGACAUCGUGGACCUGAAGGGCAACGGAGCCUUCCAGAAGGGUCUUAUCCACAAGUGCUACCACGGCAAGACCGGACGAGUGUUCAACGUGACCCAACAUGCCGUGGGCGUCAUCGUCAACAAGCGUGUCAAGGGAAAGAUCCUGCCCAAGAGGCUGAAUGUGCGUGUGGAGCACCUGACACACUCCCGCUGCCGCGAGGACUUCAAGAAGCGCGUCAAGGAGAACGACCGCAUCAAGCACGAGGCCAAGGCUAAGGGCGUCAAGGUCAUCUGCAAGCGCCAGCCCGCGCAGCCCCGGCCCGCCCACAAGGUCAACGUCACCAAGAACAAGCCAGAGUUCCUGACGCCGCUCCCCUACGAGUUCAUCGCCUAAGUGAGCCGUGCGCUGCGUGGUGUUGGGGUGAAACAUGGACUAAAAUAAAUGGUGAUGACGGACGGUUUA